CUCACUGCCAAUUUCUCCUGUUCUCUUUCCUGUCUAACAUACAGUAUGUAUUCAUCUUUUGUGAUCAAUGUCAGAGAUCCACUGCACCAAUGAGAACAAAGGUAAAACAUUUUUCCUUCUUUCACCUAAUUUAUUAAUUAAUUCACAGGUAAUGGCUUCUAAAAGCCAGAUGAAAAGAGCCGUAAAUGUAUGUGUGGUAUAUUGUAAUUUUAAAAGCAUCACCCAAUAGCUUGAUAUUGGUGUCUCUGAAACACAUUAACACAAAGUUGAAGACUUUGGGUAAGAAUUUUUAUUACCCUUCUCAUAUCAUAUAAAUUGUCCAGUAACUAAUUCAACCCAAAGUAAUUUAUUUUUCCUAACAUUGUUUGCUAAAAAUGUAUAUUUAGCAAGGUUAUGAACAGGAGAAAUUGAGAGUACAGCAAUGGCUACCUGCGAAACAAGCUGUGAAUUUGGAGUCCAGUCACUCUCUGAAGUGAGGAUUGUGUUAUUGGGCAACAGAGCAGCAGGGAAAACCUCUUUGGCAAACCUCAUAAUAGGUCAUGCAGAGCCUCAUCUGAAGAGAACAGCCCAGUGUGUAAAGAUGCAAGGAGAUUUUGCCGGAAGGCAAAUCACUGUAGUUGAUACACCAGGCUGGUGGAAAAACUACCUUGUUAAAGAAACCCCUGAAUUUCAAAAACAGGAGAUCGUGUUUAGCAUGGCCCAUUGUCCCCCUGGGCCCCACGCCAUUCUGCUGGUCAUUCGUGUGGACGCUAUGUACAAAGAAAAGCACAGAAUGUCGACACAGGAACACCUGGAACUUCUAAGUGAAAGUGUCUGGAAUCACACUAUAGUUGUGUUUACGUAUAGAGACCAGUUACAGGAACAAACUCUUGAAAAGCAGAUUGGAAGUGAAGGGGAGUCUCUUCUGCUCUGGCUUGUGGAGAGAUCUGGGCACAGAUAUCACGUUCUGAACACUGAGAGAGCCACUGGUACGCAGUUGGCAGGGUUAUUUGAGAAAAUAGACGCAAUGGUUGUGGGAAACAGUGGCUGCCAUUUUGGAAUGGGCAGAAAAUGGUUACAUAAGGUAGAAGGAAUAAUGAUGAGGAGACACAUGAGAGCAAACCAGAGGACGAAGAUGGUACAAGAACAAUGGAGCACUCUACCUGUGCAUCAAGGUCAUAAACAAUUCCACAUCAGGAAAAUGAGGAUGAUAUUGUUAGGUUACCGAAGAGCUGGAAAGAGUUCAGCAGGAAACACUAUUUUAAGUGUGUCGACAUUCAUCUCAAAGAGAACCACGCAUUGUGUGAGAAGACAAGGGGAUAUGGCUGGGACACAUGUAGCUAUAGUGGACACACCAGGCUGGUGGAAGUCUCUCCCAGUAAGUGACACCUCUCAACUGGAUAAAGAUGAGAUAUUACUCAGCAUGUCCCUCUGUCCCCCAGGACCACACGUUCUUCUGCUGACCUUGCGUGUAGACAUAUCAUUCACAGCAGAAGAGAAGAAAUCAGUGGAGGAACACAUGAAGCUUCUUGGUGAUACAGUCUGGGCUCACACCAUAGUGCUUUUCACCCAUGGAGACUGUCUGGGAGAUGUAACUGUUGAAGAGUUCAUUGAGAGUGAAGGGCAGGCUCUACAAUGGCUAACUGAGAAAUGUGGGAACAGGUAUCAUGUUCUCGACAAUGAAAACUGGAAUGAUGGCAGUCAGGUGACAAACCUGCUGGUGAAGAUAGAGAAGAUGGUGGCACAAAAUAGGGGUCAUCAUUAUGAAAUUUACCACAGAACUCUAAAAGAAGUGAGGCAGAAGAGGAAAGCAGCAGAUAAGAAAGCAAAGGCAAGAGCAAAGAAACAAAGACAGAUGUGGAAGAUUAGUGCUAUGAAAGGCAGUGGAGAGCUUUUUUCAGAGAUAUGUCUUGUGCUGUUGGGUUAUGGAGAAUCUGGGAAGAGUUCAACAGGGAACACUAUCCUCAGCAAAAAGGUGUUUGGGUCAAGAAGAACAGCCCUGUGUGUUCAGAGACAUGGAGAGGUGGGAGGACAGCAGGUCAACAUCAUCGACACCCCUGGCUGGUGGAAACACCUGCCCAUAGAGCAAACCCCUGAACUGAAUAAAGAGGAAAUCACCCGAAGUGUAUCUUUACUCAGUUCUGGACCGGUUGCUUUCAUUUUGGUCCUUCGUGUUGAUUGUUCUUUUCAAGAGAAAGACCGGAGUGCAUUUGAGGACCAUCUGAAGCUUUUAGGGUGCUCAGUUUGGGAACACAGUAUAGUUUUGUUUACCUUUGGGGACCUGCUUGGAGAUAGACCAAUAGAGCAGCACAUUGAAUGUGAAGGAAAAGCCCUACAGUGGCUUGUUGACAGAUGUGGGAACAGGUAUUAUGUGUUUAAUAAUAAGGCCAUGGGUGAGAGCCACCAGGUCAAAGAGCUGCUUGAGAAAAUACAGAAGAUAAUUGCAGGAAAUAGAGGGUGUGAUGAGAUGGACAUGCAGGUGUUGCAAGAGGUGACUGAGAAGAGGAUGUUGGAGGAAGAGAGAGCAAACACAAGACUGAACAUGCAGAGACCAAGAGAUGAAGUUUCAUCAGAUGAUGUGUUUGAUAUUGGUGAAGAUGAUGAAAUAAACUAGAAGUUAGGAAUAUACAGGCCAUAAGGAGAACUGGUACCUCCAACAGAUGGCUGGUUGACUUGUGGGCUCAUUUUCGAAAAUAUUUUGCAACUUAAAUGUAGAAAAUUUGGCUAAUUUUAGCUGUAUUGGUGGAUUCUUACAUACUGUAGGUGCAAUUAUUUCCAUCCAGCUCUUCAUGCUGUACUUCACUCCUCACCACCGGCUGCCCCAUCCCAUUUCAGCUGCUAUCUGUCUGUGCUUGAGUCUCCUCACUUGCAAUAAGUCAACCAAGAUGUCCGAGUUAUGAGUCCUUGUCUAUGUCGUAAAAUAAUCAAAGAAUCACAGUGCACAUAAAAAUCCCUACUACAAAUUGUUAGGCUUUUCUAAAUUGGUUAGGGUAAUCCACUCCACCCUUUGGAAUCGACUUUCUAUUGCCUAUGCCUCGGAAUCUAGAAAAUGAUUGUCUUUGGAUUUUACUCCUUGCCCUUUUUUCACACAGACUGCAGCGUUUGCCUGCCUGUUAUCUAUGUCACUUUCAGCUCUCAGGUUUUCCCAUUGACUAAAAAUAUUUCAGCAAUCAAAAUACGUACAAAGUAUGGAACAAAAUCGUGUCUCUUAUUACUUCAAUAUAAAAUAAAGCUGUAAGCUACUGCUUACCUGCUUCCUGUGACAACCCUCCUUACAUGAGAAUCUUUCC
This is a messenger RNA of Xyrauchen texanus (razorback sucker), 3269 nucleotides long. Its product is annotated as GTPase IMAP family member 8-like. The record is from RefSeq and is a predicted model, not a curated record. Gene Ontology annotation, molecular function: GTP binding. The transcript is spliced from 5 exons. Lineage: Eukaryota; Metazoa; Chordata; Actinopteri; Cypriniformes; Catostomidae. Bases 422 to 2593 code for a protein of 723 amino acids.